AUGGCAGAUCUCGCGGACCAUAUGCUAGAACUUAUGCGCCGCGCUGGCCCACCAGCCGGCGUCCAAGUCAACGUCUCAGCAUGUCCUGUUCCGUUCCUGGACGCGAAUCUCUACCCGCCUACAGGCGGUGAAGUCGACGCCCGCUUCUGCGCCUCCCCAAUCCCACCCCUCAUGUGCUGCCUCCCCUGCCCGAUCUCCGAUUGGGUCUUCAGCGACUCCUUCAACACCCAAGCACCCGCCGCAAACUACAUCUCCAUCGCCGCCUUCAUCCUCAACUCCGUGCUCCUGAUAACCUUCAUCGUGCUCCCGGAAACCAAGUCCCAUCGGCAUUAUCUUUCCAUCGGCCUGACGAUAAGUCUGAUGUUACUCAGUAUCGCGUUCAUCAUCCCGUUGAGCACGGAGCCAGAGUUCUGUUAUGAUGCUAUCACGCCGAAUAAUAUGCAUUCGGAUCUCAGUUGUGCGUGGUCAGGGGCGUUAUUGUUGGUGGGCGCUAUGGGGACUGCUGUUUGGGUUCUCCUCCGCUCAGUCUGGACAGCUCUCCGCAUAGUCUUCGACUUCAAACACCUCGAAAUCUACAAAUGGGUCUCCGUCCCUCUCGGCGUCGGCCUCCCGCUUCUUUUCCUCGGUCUCACCCUCCCACUGACAGGAGUCUCCUACCGCCUCUACAACGUCUGCAUACCCAACGGUCCUCACGCCUUCGCCACCUGGUUCCUCUGGAUUCUGAUCUUUGCUGGCGCGGGAGGUGUCGUGUUGGUACUUACCGUCCUAUGGUGUUUGUGGAAGUAUGCGCUCAGUGCCUUUGCCGGCAAGGCGCAGGUGUCUGGCUACACGGGUGGUGGGACCAGUCAGACGACAACACAGAGAGGUGAUCAGCCGGGCACGCCUAAGAGUCCUGGGAAGGCUUCGAAGCGUGGCACGAGGGUCGAGUGGUCUCGAAUCCAAAGGGUGUUGGCUCUGCAGUGGCGAACGAUCUUGUUGGCAUUCAUUGUCGUGAACGAGACGAUCUACUUUGGUCUGGUAUUUGUUGAGCAGACUGCGGCUAUCGAGGCGAGUUCGCACGGAAUCACGGCUGCGGAUUUGGCUUGGGGUGUUUGUCUGAUCGAGACUUUGGGUGACAAGGUGGCUUGUCUGCCGCAAUCUGGUGGGCUUGGUGUGAGCGAGGCAAGGAUUGUCGCCACACUCAUCCUUGCAUCGUUGCUCGGCCCUGUAGUCUUCUUCCUAAUGGUCCGCUUGAGUAUGUUAGAAGGCUGGUGGGAGAUCAUACGCAACCCGCUAGGUUACUUCAAGAAGCGCAGGGGCAGUAUGAGCAGCCAGGACUUCAUCAUGGCGACUAGUCCGAGGCAUAUCUCGCUCAACAAGCCGCUGGGCUCGGACACACCAGAGCUAAAACCUGUCCCACGCAGUCCGAUGAGGCCGAAGACUGUACCUGAGGAGGAAGCUCAGGGGCUCGACAGUGCCGUUGCAGCUGGCCACGAGCAUGAAUAUGACAGCAAGACGGCUGAUGCGCAUAACGGGCUGGACUUCGGAUUGCGCGAUCACGAUAAGCAUGACGAGAAGGACAUGAGCGAGGAUGAGGUCCUGGUAUGA
Recurvomyces mirabilis is the source of this 1587-nucleotide messenger RNA. RefSeq lists its product as uncharacterized. Bases 1 to 1587 code for a protein of 528 amino acids. The record is from RefSeq and is a predicted model, not a curated record. Gene Ontology annotation, cellular component: membrane. Gene Ontology annotation, biological process: G protein-coupled receptor signaling pathway. Gene Ontology annotation, molecular function: G protein-coupled receptor activity. Lineage: Eukaryota; Fungi; Ascomycota; Dothideomycetes; Mycosphaerellales; Teratosphaeriaceae. The transcript has 4 exons.